Messenger RNA from Bolinopsis microptera, 1580 nucleotides. RefSeq names its product ammonium transporter Rh type A-like. NCBI's taxonomy places the organism in Eukaryota, Metazoa, Ctenophora, Tentaculata, Lobata, Bolinopsidae. The record is from RefSeq and is a predicted model, not a curated record. Bases 95 to 1483 code for a protein of 462 amino acids. Gene Ontology annotation, molecular function: ammonium channel activity. The transcript is spliced from 13 exons. Gene Ontology annotation, cellular component: plasma membrane. Gene Ontology annotation, biological process: ammonium homeostasis; ammonium transmembrane transport.
CGUUCUUUCGCGUAACACUCAUUAAUCUUUUAGUCCGGCGUGUUGUUGUUGCUCGUUCUGUUGCUCGCGCGUUUCUGUCGUUAUUUGUUCUAAAAUGACAGCUAAUUACCACGCUAUUUCUUCUCCUGAUAAGAAGACAAUGUUGGGGCGGUUCUCCCUACCAAUAUUUGGAUACGUCGCUUUUGCGUUGGUUCUGAUCCUGUUUGGAGUAUGUACGACUCUGGACGGAAACAGUGUUCUGAAACUGGGCGAGGGAGCCAAUAACAGGACCAGGAUUAUUAUACCUGCUGGAGCUAAUGCUAUGAUGGGGUCUUACGGAAUGAUGAUGGACGCAACAGCUAUGUGUGUCAUGGGUUUUGGAUUCCUCUACGCUUUUUGUAGGAAAUAUACCUGGGGAGGCAUUGCAUUCAACUACUUGAUCUGUGGAAUGUGCUUCUUAUGGUGCCAUGUUUGCACGUGCAUCAUCCACGCUAUUUUCAACGGAGAGUUCGUCAAAACUGAAAUAAACCUUGCAGCGAUGAUAAGCGCUGAUCUGGUAACAGCAGCAGUUCUCAUCACAUUCGGAGUGAUUUACGGCUUCGUGUCUCCUUGCCAGCUCAUCGUCAUCUGUCUCUUGGAACCCCUGGCUAUGAAAUUCAACGAGCACAUCGUCGUUCAUUACCUUAACACUUCAGACGCGGGAGGCUCGAUCCUAACUCACGCAUUCGGUGCUUUCUUCGGACUGGGCUUAACCCUGGGACUUGGAGUAAAACCCAAACACAUUCCAGAGGAGAACAGGCUCACAAACUACGUGUCUGACACCUUCUCUCUGGUGGGAACUAUCGUCCUCUGGAUGUUCUGGCCUAGUUUUAACGGAUCUUUGUUGUUUGACGACGCUUCAGUUCAACACAGAGUGGUGGUUAACACCUACCUGGCUAUUUGUGCCUCUUGUGUGACCGCCAUGGUCACCAGUCACCUUGUUCACGGCGGUAAAAUCAACAUGUUGGAAGUUCAGAACGCCACUCUAGCAGGGGGUGUCUCUAUCGGUAUGAGCUGCAGCUACAACGUUGAACCUUGGGUGCCCGUCCUCAUUGGUGGUCUAGCUGGUGCUUUGUCCAGUGUUGGGUACGGACACAUUUCCGGCUGUAUGGAGAACCUGGGAGCAAUGGACAGUGCUGGAGCCACUCAGUUACAUGGAAUACCGGGAAUAUUUGGAGCUCUGGCAGCAGGGAUUGUAGUCCUCGCAACCACCAACAACCAAUACUUCGCCGCCGAUACAGUAUGGACAGAAAUGGAUGACAACACAAAUGGGAAGCAGUUUGGGAUGAUAAUAGCUUCGAUACUCGCUACUGUAGCUAUAGCCGUAGCAACUGGAAUUCUCAAUGGACUGUUGAUCCGUGUGCCAAUUUGUGAGAAAGUGGAGAGGAAAAUGUACAUCAACGAGGCACCAUACUUCGAGUUACCGGAUGAUGAAGACACCACUAUAAAAGUCUCAAGUGCUUAAUUUUCAAGCGUGUAUUAUCUCAAAGGGUCGUGUAUCAAUGUGAAACUCACAACAACGGUGAAGAUAAACUACAAGUACAGAGUGGGCCACGAAUUAC